Drosophila erecta is the source of this 1675-nucleotide messenger RNA. RefSeq names its product telomerase Cajal body protein 1 homolog (gene WDR79). Gene Ontology annotation, biological process: Cajal body organization. The record is from RefSeq and is a predicted model, not a curated record. The transcript is spliced from 4 exons. Lineage: Eukaryota; Metazoa; Arthropoda; Insecta; Diptera; Drosophilidae. Bases 141 to 1646 code for a protein of 501 amino acids. Gene Ontology annotation, molecular function: RNA binding; protein binding. Gene Ontology annotation, cellular component: Cajal body.
ACACAAAAAAGUUUGGAACAAAGUUUGAAAAUUGCUUUAAAAUGGGACUACACUCUUUCAAAAUCGUUGGCAAGCGGAAAGUGUAUAUUUGCGCUCUCCUCGCACGGUCACACUGAGUUUGAGCGGUAAAAGUGAACGAGAUGGACGACUCCGCCAAUUUAAGCGCCAGCAUGUGCGACGUGGAGGCGUCUAUGCUCAAUCAGAACGUGAGCUUCAGCAGCACCAUGGUCACGUCCAACGGCGAUCUCACGUUGCCCAAGCUGAGCGUGACUCUUUCGGAGGCGGAGAUCCAGAAGCUGCGUUCCCGGCCUGCGAAGAACUGCGUUGAAUCGCCGAAUGCAUCUGCGGAUGCUGCCGAAUCCGCGCAGGAGGAUGUGGAUGCGGCUGAGGAAGGGGAAGGGGAGAGCGUCGUCGACAUAGAGGACACUUUGGAGCUGACGGCGGACGGCAACCAGGUGAAGCCGGACUUCCCAGAGGCUGCAGCUGCUCCUGUCCCGGAGUACUUCCAGGGCGUACUUGUUGAGCUGGGCCGACGCUGCUGGACCUCGUCGACGGAGGCUCAGCACUACACCAAGGGCUGCUACUGGUCACCGGACGGCACGUGCCUUCUAGUACCCGUUCACCUCGACGGCAUGCACGUCAUGGAGCUGCCCGGCGAUCUCUACUCCGCACAAGUGGUGCAGACUCGCCCGCUGAGCAAGCUCCAGUCGGCGGUGCACGUGCCCGAGGGCGGAACUGUCUACGACUGUGUCUGGUAUCCGCACAUGAACAGCCAGCAACCAGAAACAUGCUUGUGGCUGGCCACGCGACAGCACGAGCCCAUACACAUGUGGGAUGCCUUCGACGGCACCCUGCGAUGCAGCUACAGCGGCUAUGAUGCCGUAGACGAAGUCAUGGCGGCCAUUUCCUUGGCCUUCUCUCACGACGGCGAGAAGAUCUACGCGGGAUACAAGCGCUGCAUCAAGAUCUUCGACACCAGCAGACCCGGUCGUCUUUGCGACGAUUACCCCGUCAAGUUUGCCAUAUCCUGCAUUGCCCAAACUACUGACCACCCAAACACUCUGACCUGCGGCAACUGGCAUGGCUACAUCCAGCACUUCGACUUGCGGUGCAGCCACAAGCAGGGACCGCUCUUCACGCUGGGCGGGCACAAGGGCGGCAUCACACAACUGCGCUACGGCGAGAUGGGCUCCGGGAAGUGGCAUCUGUUCAGUGGAGCUCGCAAGUGCGACAAGAUCUUGCAGUGGGACAUGCGCAACUACAAGAAGCCACUGGUGGAGUUGAAGCGCCAUGUGGACACCAACCAGCGUAUUCAAUUCGACUUCACGCCCGACAGCCAUUGGCUGGUCAGCGGCGACUCAUGGGGAUCCGUUAAUGUUUGGGAUCUAAAGAGAUACGGAGAUCCUUCCAUACUGCCCCUCCAUUCCGACUGCUGCAACGGAGUGUCCCUCAACCCAGCUAUGCCGAUUCUGGCCAGCAGCUCGGGGCAGUUCCAUUUUACAGACCAAAGUGCCCAAGGGGACCACGUCACCUUUAACAGCUCGGAAACGAAGGAGUUGACGGCGCUGGGCGAAGUGAAUCCAAAUGAGCGGGAAGUAAUCUACGAGAACGCAGUGGUCAUGUGGUGGUGCGGCCAAAGUGGAUAACACAUAAAACUGGUGUAGUCGAGUAAAUA